Molecule: messenger RNA, 2890 nt
Organism: Temnothorax curvispinosus
Lineage: Eukaryota; Metazoa; Arthropoda; Insecta; Hymenoptera; Formicidae
Product: probable nuclear hormone receptor HR3
Exons: 2
Biological process (GO): regulation of transcription by RNA polymerase II
Cellular component (GO): nucleus
Molecular function (GO): RNA polymerase II cis-regulatory region sequence-specific DNA binding; zinc ion binding; nuclear receptor activity
Source: RefSeq, a predicted model, not a curated record
UGGUGGUGGUCGGUGCAAGCAGGAGCCACUGGUGCCCCGUAAAGUGCAUAGCGCCGAAACGAAAGGAAGGCAGGAAGAAGGGAAGGUUGAGCCCGGGACGAGAGGACCUGACAAGUCUCCUCCUCAACGAAAUCUAACCCCGGGAGCGCGCGGGGUUACUCAUCACGCGCGCGAUAUUCGUUCACAUUGCCAGCGAGGAAAAAAAGUAACGUGCCUUCCUUCGCGACGAGAGCUGCGGAGCCCUCCGCUUCCAUCAUCGGCGAUCACGACACGGGCGAGCACGAUGUGAAACCACGAGGCGCUCGAACAAAAUCCCGGAGCCUGUCGUGCUUUCCCGCAGGGAUUAUCUUCGAAAACGUUCGAGUGCAUCAGCUUAUUCCUUCCGACCUCAACUUCGAUGAUCAAGCAGACCUGGACACUUUGACAUCUGACACGAGAAAACGCUUAAACACUGACAGAAGAUGGUCCCUGUCGACGAUCAACGGGGGUAAAGCAUUCGCGAGGAAGAUAACUACAAUCGUAUAUACCUUCGAUGAUAUCUGGACGCAACGAACGAGAAGUACGAGUGAUUCGCGAUGUGGGUGUCCUCGGCAGUGUGGUGAGAUCGGUCCAGAAUGUCAGUGAUCGACAAAAUCGACGAAGGGAAAGCAUAUCGCGGCACGGAUAGCCAUCGACGACCGAUGGCAGCAUUUCGUCGCGAGUGUUAAAAGUAUCUUAUCGCGUGCGAGGCUAGCGGUCGCGGUGGUGGCGAGAUAUCGACCGCAGCCGUCGAAUUAAUCGUCGAAGGUCGCGAGCACCGCCUCGCACACUUCGUUGCCCUUCGCUCAAGCCGAUCGACGAUCCGACGCUCGCCAAAUCUCCAUCCAUCUCAAUGAAAACCAAACCGAUGACCAUGAUCCAACAUGGAUCUUCAAACAUCUGCCGAUUUACGGAUCGCACGAAAUCACGAGCUCCUUCUUUGAGCCGCUAUCCGUUCUCUUCGAUCUUUCUCGAUUCACCUUUAAUAGCGUAGAUCAAACGAUUCCCAAUUCUAGCAAUUUUUUAGAAAACGUCACUCGUGUUAGUUCGUCAUAGUCAUCACAAAUAACCGAGCAAUAAACAGCUUAUGAAUGAAAGUGAAGUGUGAAACUGUCCUCGUGCGUUCAUCUUCUUUAAGUAUGCCUGUUCGUAACUCACAAUAGAGACCAGCCGAUGCCCCAUGCGCUGUACUUCGGCUACGCAACUUCGCAAAAGAAUGUAAUCAUUAAAAUCGAUUCCAAACGUUACGUAAUAUAAAAUCGAUGUCAACACGAAUACAAAAUCGUUAUAUUUACGAACGAUCGAUCGCUACCGACAGCUCGACGUAUAGGCUUCAAAGUUUUUCUUUCGCGUUUCGGCGAUAGUGCCUGCACUUCCUUAUCCACACGGUCGGACAGAUCGAACUCGCACCGGGUCUAAGGACUACGACCGCCACGCUCCCUCGCUGUGUUUCGAGGCUGCGCGCGAGGAAACGCGUGGUUGAAUCGAAGCGACCCUCUCCGAACGAGACCCACUGACCUAUCGACUCGACGGGUUGCCACUCGAGGCCGUUCCAACUACCCCUCUUUCUACACUUUCUAUCCUGAUGUUUGUUUUUGUUACUCUUAUAGCUUUUCGAUCCAACCUACGACUUCUUGACUUCUCCCACUUUCGAACGCAUCAAAAAAGUCACUCGCUUCAUUCAUAAGCAUAUAAAUGACGCUUCUUCCUUUAAUGUCUUAAACUAAAAACCGUUGACCAAGAGAUUUUAGUGUGCACGGCGAUACUAAACAAUCCUUUAAAAAUUGCCUCUUUGAUUCCUUGUCAUCACUUCCACGUCCCUUUUUGAGCUGACAAACCUGAUCGCUUGGAUCCUACGAAAAUGAACCGAAGCAAAUGUUGGAUCGCACAUGGCGAAAAAUCGAUCAGAAGCAGAUGCACCGAGCUCGAUAUUCUUUCCGACAUCGGCGCGUUGUGUCAACGUAUUGCAAAAGCGUAUCGAUACGAGCCAGUAAUGACGAUCUAAGUGAACGUAACGAAAUAGAUAAAUAUUAUCAAUAUAAAGCAACCAGUCAACGAAAAACAACAAGAGAUUAAGAGUAAGAAGGAAAUAUUGCGCGCUUCACGAAGGAAGAUGCUUUAAAGAGGUUUUCUCUUUAAACGCCGAGAGACAAUGAUUCCGACGAAGAAAUGCAAAUAAAUCCCGCAAUAAUCCGCACAUAAAUAUUUACGUAUAGACGAGAGAGUAUAAUGGGAUAGAAGUCCGAAGCGAGUACUCGAGUAAUCUCGAAAGUGACUGACUCUAUUCAAACUGACUGUCCGAUUCAUUCAUCCCCAUCUCGUUGCUGGCCUCAACGAAACGCAACAACAACGACGCUGUCUUCGACAGUCAUCAUACGUAGAGAUGCCAUAACUCGUAUUAAGGUAUUUUUACUGAAAGCAAAUAUCCGCGCGAAAAAAAUGGCUGAAAGCGCAGCGAGUCCGGGCAACAUGCAUGCGAACAGUCCGCAACAGCAACAGCAGCAGCAGCAACAACAACAACCACCACCACAGCAGCCGCAGCCGCAGCAGCAGCAGCAACAGCAGCAGCAACAACAACAGCAAACGCAACAACCUCCAGAUAUAAGCAGUUCACAGCUAACAUCUCCACCGAUCACGGGAACAGCCCAGAUCGAGAUAAUCCCGUGCAAGGUAUGCGGGGACAAGAGCAGCGGCGUGCAUUACGGCGUGAUCACCUGCGAGGGCUGCAAGGGCUUCUUCAGGCGGUCGCAGUCGUCGGUCGUCAACUAUCAAUGUCCGCGGAACAAGAAUUGUGUGGUCGACCGUGUAAACAGAAACCGGUGCCAGUACUGUCGGUUGCAAAAGUGCCUACGCCUCGGCAUGUCAAGAGAUG